AUGGCCCCCGCCCCGCUUUUCCCCGCUCCCCCCGGAGCCACAGGGAAGGCAGCUGCUCUUGGCGGGGUCUCGCCCCUCCCUCCUUCCCGGGGAGCGGACACUGCUAUCAAAUAUCUUCGAGGAAGCGACGAGGAGGGCGCGGCCUGCGGCGGCGGCAGCCCCGCUCCGCUCCGCUCCGCUCCGCGCAGCCGGGCCCCACGCCGCGGACCGACGGGCGGGCGGAGACCCCGGCUCCGCCGCUUGGCUCAGGGGUGCUGCAGCGGGGGCAGCGCGUUGAAGAGCGGGGCUGCGCGGGCGCGGGGCUGCGGGACCGCGGGGCAGCCCCGUCUUGCCCGGAUCCGGCACCGACUUAAAUUAUUGACCAGAAAAUGGCCCAGCGAAGCCCAAUCUUCCCAACUCUUGCCCAUUCUGAAAGCACCCAUGAGCUCCAUUGCUUUCCAUGGAAGCUAUGCAGUGCAAAGGUCUCUUGAAGAAUCUAUUAUUCCAGGUACCCAAAUACGGGUUCGAAACAUACCGCUGCACAGCCAGGCGCUGACAGCGGUCCCGCUGGCAUCUGCGAGCCUGGUGGAUCAGCUGGAAGACAGAAUCCUAAGCCAUGAGAAAACAACGGCGGCUCUUGUGGAACAUGCUUUCCGCAUUAAGGAGGACAUUGUUUCCACCCUGCACAGAAUGCAGAACAAAGGGGGGGGCGACCGGCUGGCUCGACAGCUCUUGGAAGAACAUAUCCGAAACAUAACGGCUAUAGUGAGGCAGCUUAAUCGGGACAUUGAGAUGCUGCAGGAACAGAUACGUGUCAGAGACAAUCUCAGCUAUGGAACAAAUUCUACCCUGAAGAGCCUGGAAAUGAGGCAACUUUCUGGUUUAGGAGAUCUGAGGGGAAGAGUUGCAAGGUGUGAUGCUGGGUUAGCCAGGCUGUCUGCAGAGCAUAAAAUUACAUAUGAAAGACUUCAGAGCCUAAGUAAAGACCAACACACCUCCAAGCUGAUCUUAGAAUCUAAAAUCAAAGAGGCAGAAAUACAGAUUUCUCAUCUUCUGAGCAGAGUAGAGCAAUCAAUAAUGCAACAAGAAGCAAAGCUGAAGGUUGCUUACAAAGAGAGCAACCAACAGCUCCACCUCCUGGAUAUGAAAUUGAAAAAUGCUAUUGAGGAGCUCAGCAGCCAGAUUUUGUCUACACGUAGCUGGUUGGAGCAGGAACAUGAAAGGAUUGAGAAAGAGCUUGUGCAAAAAGUAGACCAACUCUCACUGACUUUUAAGGAAAACACUGAAAUGAAUGAAAGAGCUAUAGAGAUGAAAUUCAACCAAAUGGCUGAGAAAAUUGACAAAAUAGAAGAAAUACAGAAGAUAACUAUAGAAGCACACGAAGCAAAACAGACUGAAGAAAAGAUAAAUAUUCGCAUUGGCAAACUUCAAAACGAGAUUAAUGAAGAUAUAAAAGAAAUGAAAGCUGAAGUUAACGCCGGAUUUGCAGCUAUCUAUGAGAGCAUUGGGUCUCUGCAGCAAGUUCUAGAAGCAAAAAUGAAGCUGGACAAAGAUGAACUACAGAAGCAGAUCCACCAAAUGAAGCAGGAGGUUCCAACAUGGGGAGAGGCUGGACCAUGACUGUAAGAUUUUGUCUGAGGGAUUAACGUUUACCUGGCUAAAGAGGCAGACUAUAAUCCUGUUCCAAAUUAAAUGCAUGUACCAAAUGACAUGCUGCUGUUGCACAGGUCCGUCCGUAUGUUUACUCAAAGAAGUAAAUGCAAGCUCCUCAUAGAUCAAACUUUUAUGGGCUGAGGUGCUGAUUUGCCACUGCACUACUCUAGUUGCUCUCAGGAGAUUAACCACAGUGUAAAACUGGAGUAAUAUAUUGGUGAAGCUGGCACCUAAUUUGCUAAAGGCACUUCAGUGCUCCCUGGUUUCAUAGCCUUGAUCAGGCAGGUACAUACUUUUAUAUGUGUGUGUAUAUAUAUAUAUAAACACCUGCAUACACACUGCUUUAAAACAAACAAGAAUUUGGUAACAUUUGUUGAUUAUCAAGUUUGGCAAGGUUCUCCAUCUUGAUACAAGCUGAAUCAAUGGACAGUUUUAGAGCAACUUUAUCUACUAUUGACCACCUGGGGAGCCAGAAUUGGCACUAAACACACCACUUGUCAAAUCUGAGAUACCAUCAGAAAAUCUUUGUUUAGUUUUGCAAAUAUUCUCCAUGUUUUUUUGUGUGAACUAAGUAGUGUUAUAUAAUGUAUAGACUGAGAUGAUUCAUGAACAAUGUAAGAAAUUUAACUCAUGUGGUCUUAAACAUUGUGACCUUCUAAAAUGAAUAGCCAAGUGGAGCUGAGACAAGGUAAAGAUGUAUAUAGAGUAUUUUAGAACUGGCAUGUGUUCCUGUGACUUGUUUCAUUAUAUUGGUAAAAACUUACAAAGAUUUUAAAACAGAAGAUGAUAAUCUCAUAUAGUCUGGAGAAUGUAAUGUAUAAUGAAAAGCAGUUUAUGAUCUGCUUAGACAUUUUUAUUGAAGUAAAACUGAUUCUUCAAAUUUAACUAGACUUUAAUAAUUAGGUAGAUUUAAAUUGCUAAUUGCAUUAACAGUAUUUUGGAAUAAUAAUGGUGCUUAUUCCCAUUUCCAGCACAAAUUACAUAAUGAAAAUCAGCACCCAUAUGGCACAUUAAUCUAGACAGGAAAAUAAAUAUGUGUUGAUUUUAUAUCUUCAUUCAUGGAUUGAUAUUGCUGCUCAUGUUUGUAAAUCAUGCAGGAUUAAGCUCUCGUGCAGAAUAAAAGACUUUAGCUGGUAUUAUAUUAAUUUAUACUAUUAACAGUAAUUAAUAUACAAAAAUACUAUCAAUUUACACAUGCAUUACUGUCAGUAUAAAUAAAUUAAAAGGAUGUCUCUGCACUGUCUUCAAUGGACCUUUCUUUCCGUCAGAAUUGCAAAACCAUAUUUCUGUUUGGAAAAGCAGUGGCCAAUUUCUCAUCACUUCUGUAAAAGAAGGUUUGUCCCACAGAGUGAUCAUAUUAGAAAAAAACCGAACACAUUAAGCUCAAUAGGAGAGUGUAGUGUGCAAAAGUCAAGAAAACGCACACAUCUCUACAGGAUUAGCACCUGUGUUUAUAUUCACUUCCUAUAUAGUUGAAAGUAAUUAAAUGUAUCAAAGAUACAUGAAGUUUUUGCAGCUCUGGCUUCCAGUGCUCUCUGAUAACAAAACUGCCUCUGUUAUUCCUGUUCUGUAUCAUCCAUGUGCUGUGAAAUAUAUUUGCAAUGGCAGCUAAGUUCACUAAAGGUAGACAAUUAAAUGCUUGCAGAUAUUCCUUAAGAAUUGUGUUUAAAAAUACAUUACUUCUUUAUGUCUGUAAUCUUUAUCCAGUCUUAAAUAUUUAGCCAUGUGCAUUGGAAAAGCUAUCACUGGUGUUUAAAAAAAAAUAAAAACAAACAAACAAAACACAAAGAAAGAAGCAAAAGGACAUGGAAUGAAUACACAAUAUUUUUCUUCUGUAAUUGGAAAUUUGUACCUGAGAGAAUCUGGUAUGAUACGAACAGCAUCCAAGGAAUCGGAGAAACAAUUUAUA
Molecule: messenger RNA, 3541 nt
Organism: Apus apus (common swift)
Lineage: Eukaryota; Metazoa; Chordata; Aves; Apodiformes; Apodidae
Gene: FAM81A
Product: family with sequence similarity 81 member A
Exons: 11
Coding region: 1-1599 (532 amino acids)
Source: RefSeq, a predicted model, not a curated record